AUGCCUCUUCUACUUGUCUCCUUAAGUUCUUUCCCUUCCCCAUUUGCGGGGAAGAAUGUCCACGUGCUCAUCGUCAGCUCUUGGCGCUCUGGUUCUUCGUUCCUCGGAAACAUCUUCAACAAUCACCCGGACGUAUUCUACAUGUUUGAGCCAGGACACCCUGUCUGGAUGAAACUGUUAAAUGAGUCUGCUGAACUCCUCCAUUACCCUCUCAGAGAUCUCCUACGUUCUUUAUUCACUUGUGAUGUUUCUCCUCUCCAUUCCUACCUUCCUCAGGGUGGACAGAAAAUGUCUGAUUUCCACUACUUUGCUGAGAGUCGAGUGCUCUGUAUGCCUCCAGCAUGCCAAUACUCUAAUAUGACAAAAACAUACAACCGUCUCAAUUGUUCUCUUGUAUGUGGAGAGAACCCCUUGAAAAACAUUGAAAACGUUUGCAGAAGUCAUAAGCACAUGGCAAUGAAGACAGUUCGCAUCCUUGACCUUAAGGUUCUUAUUCCACUGCUCCAAGACCCUAAGCUUGACCUUAGAAUUGUCCAUCUAGUACGAGAUCCACGAGCUGUGGUUUCAUCGAGGCAGUACUUCACUCUUAUUGAUGAUGACAGGAUUGUGUAUAGGGAUGGAAUUUCAGAUCAAGGGGGAAACAAAAGCAAGACUCCAAAUGCUACUGAAGUAAUGGCCAAGAUCUGCAGGUCACAGGUCUCAAUGUAUAAAGAGGGCAGAAAUUCCAUGCAUUUUCCAUUAGGACGCUACAUGUUAGUUCGACUAGAAGAUUUGGCAUGUGAUCCCUUGUCUAAAGUCAAUAAAGUGUUCUCUUUUGUUGGCUUGAGUAUGACACCAGAGAUAAGACAUUGGGUGCAUAAUAUAACACACCAUGAAAUAGCUAGCGAACCAGGGGGAUUUAUGUCAUAUUCAAAAGAGGCCAAAAAUGUCACUGAAAAUUGGCGAAAGAGGUUGGACUUCAGUAUAGUAAAAAAAAUCCAAUCAGUCUGCCAGGAGGCAAUGGACAUGUUUGGGUACUUACCUUUAGAAUCAGAGGCUGAUCUUAAAGACUUGGAUAUAGUAUUAGUGAGAAAGAGGAAGAAACCAUACAGAUAA
Molecule: messenger RNA, 1095 nt
Organism: Pelobates cultripes (western spadefoot toad)
Lineage: Eukaryota; Metazoa; Chordata; Amphibia; Anura; Pelobatidae
Source: the annotation of a GenBank genome assembly